Molecule: messenger RNA, 876 nt
Organism: Fusarium mangiferae
Lineage: Eukaryota; Fungi; Ascomycota; Sordariomycetes; Hypocreales; Nectriaceae
Exons: 3
Coding region: 1-876 (291 amino acids)
Source: RefSeq, a predicted model, not a curated record
AUGCCUACUGUUUUAGUUGUCGGUGCAACUGGUCAGCAGGGAGGUGGCGUUGUAAAAGCCCUACUCUCUUCUGGAAGGACGGACCUCGCUGUUCGAGCACUCACACGUAACACAACGUCAGUCCCCGCAUACAGCCUUGCCAACAGAGGUGUGCAACUCGUCAAAGGCGAUCUUCUUGACCUUGAAAGUCUCGCUCAAGCUCUUGUCGGAGUCGAUGCUGCCUACCUCGUCACCGACUUUCGGGGUUACAAGGAUACGGACGGAGAACUCGAACAAGGCAGGCAAUUCAUCGAUGCCGCCAAGACUGCAGGCUUAAAACAUGUUGUCUUCUCCUCUGUGGCCGGAGCAGAUAUAGCGCAGGCUGUAGAUCAUUUCUACACUAAGUAUAAGCUUGAAGAGUACUUGCGUGAGUCUGGUUUAUCAUGGACCAUUGUACGACCUGUUGGGUUCAUGGAAGUCAUUCCUCCUCCAGGCAUUGGCCGCAGUUUCUUUCUUGGAGCCAUGGCAGCUCUAUUGGGAAACACGAAACAGAAGUAUAUCGCAUGCGAAGAUAUCGGCAAAACAGUUGCCAUGGCCUUACUUAGCCCGACACGAUUCAAGAAAAGAACUCUGACCAUCGCAGGCCAGGUUGCUAAUGUGACAGAACUUCGGGCUGCGUUGGAAGAUGGCGAGGGCCAGAGAGGUUGGCCGCAAAUCUGGCUCCCCCGGUGGUUAGUCAUUCGACUGACUCCGCACCAUUAUAAACAGAUGUUCGACUGGUUGUAUUACGACAACUGCCAGCCAGGUGAAGUCGAGGAGACCAGGACACUCCUCCCAGAUCUUAUAGAUAUCAAGUUAUGGGCAGCGAGACAGAAGGCGGAGCGAGACGUACAAUGA